This is a messenger RNA of Callithrix jacchus (white-tufted-ear marmoset), 2708 nucleotides long. It is a transcript of the gene CAPZB, whose product is annotated as capping actin protein of muscle Z-line subunit beta. Gene Ontology annotation, molecular function: actin filament binding. The record is from RefSeq and is a predicted model, not a curated record. Gene Ontology annotation, biological process: cell morphogenesis; actin cytoskeleton organization; regulation of lamellipodium assembly. Gene Ontology annotation, cellular component: F-actin capping protein complex; cytoplasm. NCBI's taxonomy places the organism in Eukaryota, Metazoa, Chordata, Mammalia, Primates, Cebidae.
CCUUGGCACAAGUUGGAGUCCCACUGGCCACCUCUGUGUCCAGGCUGAUCUCACCCAUAGCCUAGGCUAGACCCUCCUUCCCGAACCGUGGUCCCAGCCAGGCACUCUCCCUCUGGUGACCCUGACGUGGGUCCCUUCCUCCCCCUGUCUAGGACUAAGUCUGCUUUCCCCGGUCUCUACCGCCCAGGCCAGGGCCUCGUUUCUCCCUGCCAUGGCCCGGGCUAGGCCGCUGCUUUCCUCCCUCCCUUGCCUUCUCCCUAGCCUCAGGCUGGACCUCCGUCAGCUCCUCCUGCAGCGGCCUAGGUUUGCUUCCCCUCUUCUCCGUGGCCUCAGCCUGAAUCUCCUCUUCCUUCUGUGAUCUCAAGUCUGGACCUCCUCUCUUCUGCCAUGGUCCCCGCCUGGACCUCACUGCCUACUCCCCACCAUGAUCCCCUUUCCCGGACUUCUCGACACUCUUAGUGCAGCCUGCGUCAGCCCCACUCGGUCCCCGCCCUGACCCUCUCACCAGGGUCCUGCCCCCUGCGCAGUUCACGACCCAGGGUCCCCUUCCCUGUACCUGGGGCGCGCCUUCUUUGCACCUUUCGGGAAGGGAGGGGAGCUCUCCAGCAGGGGUAGGGGUAGUCACAGUGCUGUGCCUUCUCAGACUGAGGGUUGCGCCUUCUGGGGAGGCCGCCUGAGAACCGGCGAAGGAAGGGCAGGCCUCGAUGUGCCCGGAAGGCAGCGCGCUGCGUUGCGGGUCCUUCUCGAGGCCGCCGUCAUGGGUGCUGUGCGUGCGAAGCGUUCUGCGGGGCGGGCCUGGGUCCUCGGCACCCAGGCCUGAGUGGGAGCCGAGGGGUGAGGGUGGGUGGCCUACAGGACAGGGAUGAACGCACAGUCGCCCCUGUGAGGUCAUGGCCUUGAGGGGGCCACCAGCCCCUGGGUCCAGCAUACGGCCUGGACACGAUGCACCCAAGCAGGCGCAGCCUCCCCUUUCCUCUGAACUGUCAGCUUGUAAGGGUUGGAACUGCUGAUUAUGGGAGUCCUUCAGAUCAGAGUGAUCAACAGCUGGACUGUGCCUUGGACCUAAUGAGGCGCCUGCCUCCACAGCAAAUCGAGAAAAACCUCAGCGACCUGAUUGACCUGGUCCCCAGUCUAUGUGAGGAUCUCCUGUCUUCUGUUGACCAGCCACUGAAAAUUGCCAGAGACAAGGUGGUGGGAAAGGAUUACCUUUUGUGUGACUACAACAGAGAUGGGGACUCCUAUAGGUCACCAUGGAGUAACAAGUAUGACCCUCCCUUGGAAGAUGGGGCCAUGCCGUCAGCUCGGCUGCGGAAGCUGGAGGUGGAAGCCAACAAUGCCUUUGACCAGUACCGAGACCUGUAUUUUGAAGGCGGCGUCUCAUCUGUCUACCUCUGGGAUCUGGAUCAUGGCUUUGCUGGAGUGAUCCUCAUAAAGAAGGCUGGAGAUGGAUCAAAGAAGAUCAAAGGCUGCUGGGAUUCCAUCCACGUGGUGGAAGUGCAGGAGAAAUCCAGCGGCCGCACCGCCCAUUACAAGUUGACCUCCACGGUGAUGCUGUGGCUGCAGACCAACAAAUCCGGCUCUGGCACCAUGAACCUCGGAGGCAGCCUCACCAGACAGAUGGAGAAAGAUGAGACUGUGAGCGACUGCUCCCCACACAUAGCCAACAUCGGGCGCCUGGUAGAGGACAUGGAAAAUAAAAUCAGAAGUACACUGAACGAGAUCUACUUUGGAAAAACAAAGGAUAUUGUCAACGGUCUGAGAUCUGUUGAUGCUAUCCCUGACAACCAAAAGUUUAAGCAGUUGCAGAGGGAGCUCUCUCAAGUGCUGACCCAGCGCCAGAUCUACAUCCAGCCUGAUAAUUAGGCCGAUCCAGGUCUGUGCAGACUUUUGCAGACAAAUCAAAACAAGAAGCUCUGAAGAAUGACCUGGUGGAGGCUUUGAAGAGAAAGCAGCAAUGCUAAACCUCUGCUUCACGCUAACCAGACGCCGUGCACUCGUUAGAGUCCUUUCUUAGAAAACAUGUUUUCUGCUCCCUCCCUCGUCCCUUUCCUCCCCACAGGUCACAUAACAGCUGCAUCAUUGACCGCACAGCGCCAUCUCUCCCUGAGAAUAAAGCCCCAUAGCCACCCUCCUCCGGCUCCGAACCUGCUUCCGCCACACCUCGCUCUCAGCUCUCUCCACAUUUCCAUAGAGACCGUGUGGUUUUUGUUCACCCAGGGGCCCCGUUUUCCUCCCCAUCCCCACAUUUAUAGCAUAAAAUCCACUGUCUGCCAGCCUCCCUUCCCUCCCACCUUUUUGUUACAUUGGUGUAAAAAAUGUAAAACAAAAAAAUUUUAUGAACUAACUGUGGUGUGUGAAAGAGAGAAGAAAAACUGGAAAUCUGAUUCUGUGUGUGUUUGGGAGUUGCUUGGGUUUGGGGGUCAUGGGGAGAGGGGACAGCUCUGGGAGCAGAGGUGGCCUGCGGUGCCGUCCUGUGCAGACUCGCCCGUCCCACAGAGGCUGCGGGGUGGGGGCUGGGGGGGGCCCGCCGACCGUUCCGCUCUUCCGGCCAGGUGCUUUUCUGUCAAUUUCUAUGGAAUGCAAAAGGAGGUUUUUGUUUUAUUUUGUUUUUUUGUAAAGCUUAAGAAAAAAAUCUACAUCUUAUACUUGAGCCUCCAUACUUAAAAAAAAAAAAAAAAAAUCAAUAAAAAGAAACUGGGACACAGUUA